AUGUUUCUAGGGGGCGUGGCCCACCGGCGGCUCCUCCUCUGGCGGCUCCUCCUCCCGCUCCUGCAGCUCGUCUGGGUCUGGGCGCCCGGCGUGAGCGUCCUCCAGCCCCCGGCUCCGCCCUCGGCCACGCCUCCGGCCACGCCCCCGGCCACGCCCACGUGCCUCCGGGUCCGCCUGCCCACCCUCGUCACGCCCCACCAUGCGUCCUCGUCCACGCCCACCCAAGUGCCUCAGAACAAGUUCGUCUCCGUCGGGGUGGCCGGCGGCAACCGCUACGUCGUCGUCCUCCACCGGGUCCAGAACCUGACCAGCCUCUUCGUGCCCGCCCUCAACAGGUUCUCCUACUCCUCCAGCAUCGCCGAGAUCGGAGUCUGGCUCCCCCUUUCCGGAUGCUACUCCAAAAGAUGGAUGUACCUCAACACCUUCGAGUCUCGCAAUAUUCCCUCUGAUACGGAAGUCGGUGCCAAAUCAGUGUCAUGUAUCAGUCUCCCCGGCGUGGGAUUGAACCAGGAGAACUACCGAUGCGAGUGCGUUCCCGGCUACCAGCCCUACGCCCUCGAGACCACCGCUAACCUCACCAUCCAGCUCACCUCCUUCUACAGAUGUGCUCCUGAAUGCAUGACCGACGAGCUAUGCUCUUCGAUGUUCUCAGAAACGCUGAUUCGGGCACUAAUCAUCAGUGUUCAAGUAGGAUGCAUGUGUUUUACAGUUAUCGUAGCAAUAAUCAUCUUCAAGAAGCGAAAAUGCAAGACGAUAGCUACCGGUAUGUGGACCGUCCUAGAAAUGAUCUUACUUGGAAUAUUUAUCCUAUAUUUUUCUGUAAUUGUUUACGUCUUCAAGCCUUCGACUGAGCGCUGUAUCUUGGAGCCGUGGGGUCGAGAGCUUGGCUUCGUCGUCUGCUAUGGUGCUAUUGUUCUUAAGCUCUACAGGAUUUUGAUGGAAUUCCGGACGCGGAAAGCCCGUCGAUGGGUCGUCAGAGACAAAGACUUGCUGACCUACUUGCUGGGCAUGGUCGUCGUGGUGGUGGCCUACCUCGCGGCGUGGACCGUUUCCGUCCUCAACUUCCUCCAGGAGGGCUUCUCCAUCCUCAUCCGCGUUCACGCCUUCCCCAACCCCGAGAUCGUCGCCUGCAAACCGCUCUGGUGGGACCAUGUAACUCAGAUAGCGGAGCUGAUGUUCCUGCUAUUCGGGCUGCAGUUGGGCUACGCGGCCCGCAACGCUUCGGUGCAGUUCAACGAGAGGACGUUCCUGAGCGGGGCCGUCUUCGUGGAGAUCCUCUUCAGCUCGGUGUUCUACGUCAUCCGGAUCCUCUACUGGUCCGCCAUGAGCCCCACCAACGUACUCGUCGUUGCCUUCAUCCGCUCCCAGCUCACCAACUCACUCGUCCUCCUUCUCAUCUUCUCGCCCAAGUUUUGGUACCAGCAAAAGCAGACGCGGGACUUUCUGGAGCACUCGCUGAACCACGAGCUGUCUGACGUCAUCAAGGCGGACAAAGACGGGAUCCUAUUCACGGAAGUGGAAGUGACGGAAAUCAGCAUAUCGGAAAUGAAUCCGGAUGAUAUAAAGACGGAGCUAAAAAGAGUCUACACGCAGCUAGAAGUAUUGAAAAAUAAAACCUUGCGCUACAACAAUCCUCACAUUUCGAAGAAACGUGGUGGCCGUAAAGUGGCCCAUCGAAGAUUUUCCUUGCAGACCCUGUUGCGGAACCGGUCGUUCCGGUUUGGACGCGGGGUGGGCGAGCACAGCGAUGGCUGCGAGGUGGAGGUCUCGCGGACGCCCGAGGAAUCAGUGUGCAGCAUCGAGGGCCAGUCCUGCGCCAUCUACUACGACCCUCCGUCGGCGCUCAGCGAAGGUAUGGCCUACUCCAACCCCAGGGAGCUCCCCAAACGAGCCAAGCAGCACGAACUCACCGUCUAGGCCCCGAGGCGCCCACUCCAAUCUAACGCCCUCACGCCUCGAUCCCAGCAACAUUCUCGCACCACUGCGUUGCGGGUUGCGUCGUUUGGAACUACAGGCGCUUUCUCGGGUCCGGGGCGAGGGAUUCCAUAUUCAGCGUUCUUACAAGGCCCAAGAUGAGUCGGAUGAUUCUGAAGUACGAGGUACCCCGUUCGACAACCCUCACGCUUUGAUGAUUUGUGCGGUAACACAUUUUUUAUGCUGCGUUGCCGGUUGCGUUGUCCGGAUUUGCAGGCGUUAUCUCCGAUCCGAAGCAAGGAAUUCCAAACUCAGCGUUCUUUCAAAGUCUGGAAUAAUUUAGCAGAUUUUGAAAGGCAAGAGACCCCUUUGAACCCUGACAGUUUGAUCUGGGUAACGUGUUUUCUCCACUGCGUUGUUGGUUGCGUCGGCUGGAACUGUCAGCGCUCUUUCGGAUCCAGAGCAAGAUGUUCCUUCCUCGGGUGCAUAAGGAGAUAUCUACGUUUAGCGUCUGCGGAAAAGUCAGAACGUCUUGAAAUGCAAGAAAUUGCUUCUGAAUGUUCUGAAGCUGAUCCCGAGAACGUCUGCGCAUCGCACUACGUUCUGAGUUGCGGAUUCUAAGCCCACGCUUUCGUGCUUUGGAAAAACGCCGUCUGAACAUUCGAGAGUUGCCCAGUUUUUUGAGGAAAACUAUGAAUAUGUUUCUUUACAAUUUGCAGGAACUUUCGGUGAAAUCGGAGACAAAAUUAUCUGAAAAAUUGGCAGAAAAAAAUUCCUUAGUUUACCAAGAAUUCGUGUUUUAGUUAAGGAAAUUUCGCAGCGUUUGAAGGCUCAUACGGCAUUUUUCCUUAGGACGGCAGCACAGGAUCUCAUAUUAGGACCCGGGGCAUGAAAACUGAACCCGGGUGCAAAUAUAACCGGAAAUCCACGCUCAGAAUCUUUUCAAAAUCUCCAAAAAGUCGGAAGAUGUUGAAACCUAAGAAACCCAUUUCAAGCAGCUGUCAACACGAUUUUGUGUCAUAUUCAUGGUCGUUCUUUAGACUUUACGACCUCCUUAAGCCAUUACAAUAACGCUGUUUGAGAACGUCUGAACGUUAAGUAACAACUAUGAAUAUGACCCUUAGUUGAAAAGAACCUUUUUCAUUUUUACGAGAAGUCUUUGAAGUAAAUGUAAUUUGCAAGAAAGACACAUGACUGACUUGACUGUAUGAGAUAGCUCAUUGUUGUUAUUUAUUGACCGAAAGCAUUGUAUGUCGAUGAUGAAGCUCUUAAACCACGUAUCUCGUUUGGAAUUGUUUUAAAUCUCCGCUUUUAUUUUAAUUUUUUUAAGGUGAGGAAACCUACAUAUUUCUUUGAAGAUUCCACAAAAUUUUCCUCGCACAAAGAAGAAAAUAAUGACAGUUUUUUAGAAUUGCCUGACAGUGGCGUGGCGUGCUUUACGACACAUUGAUUCAUUUGCCAUUUAAACCCAUGAAAAAGGAUCGAUAAGCUGAGUGUUCGCAACGAACAGCUAAAUAAUCGAUUCUUUACCAUAGCUUUAAACGGGAAAAUAUCGAUAAUCGAUCAUUCACGCCUCGCCAUUGUUGACAGCAACAGACUUUCAGACUUUCAGACUUUCCGUCAUACUUUAUUUGAAAACUACAGAGUUUUCCAAAAAGUAUGACAGAAAGUCUGCAACACCGCAGACCGAGAUACGUGGUUUGGAAGUUCCACCGUCGAUGUUUAUUUUAAUGUUGAAAUAUCCUAAGUUGCGUUUUCAUUUCCUUUCUUCAUCCAAAAGAAAUCUGCUAGUUUAUAGACUUGAAAGUGACGGUCACAUGUUCUGAUGCUUAAGGAACUUUUUUGAGAACAUCAUAAACAAUUCCUCUUGCAGCUUUUUCAUUGUACCUAGGUGAAAAUUUUUUACGCGGAUUUCUGACAAACAUCUUUUGAAUUAUUAAGAAGGAUCGUUUUCAAGAACUUCAAACAUCUGCGUUCAUAAUAUUGUUUAGUGCCUUUAAUGAUACGAGUAUUGAUUACUGGUCUUGCAGGAUUGCAAUGUAUGGUAUGCCUUUGUAUGUUUGCUUUGCAACAAAAGUUUUAUCCAUGAAAUGCUAUGCUUUUUGUAAAAAUAAUCCUAGGUGAGGUAAAGCUGUACAAUUUUAGGAUUUUCUCUGUUUUUAGUCAUGAGAAAACGGAAGCUUAUGGGUUCAUGGCUGCCGAGUCUGGAACUACAUACAAAAAUUUUCCUUCAACACAAAAACUGAAAUUUUUAAAUGGUCUUAACCUCUUCUCUCUUUUGAUUUUUAUGGAUAAAACUUAAAUCUAAAAUCGGAUUUUAAACCUUCAUCAAGAAUAAAAUAUAGCAGAAUUUGGUUGAAUAUUUUCUUCAAUGCUUUUGCCAAGUCAAAUUUAACUUAAAACUUACAAAAAGCGCGCUUUAAAAUGGAAAAAAAUAGGUUUCAAGGUUCUGUCACUGCAGCCUGUGAUAUGUGAGGUUGAAAAUUUACUGACAUAAAUUAGGAAAUAUGCUUGUUAUCUUGUAUAAUACGUGUCUGCAAAUUUUAAAAUAUGUACAGAAAAACAUGUGAGCGAAAUCUCGACUUAUAUGCCACCCGAAAUCCACUGAAUAUUUCCGGGUAAUGAUGUAAAUAAUAAUUGUUUUAUUUUCUGAAUCAAA
Messenger RNA from Bemisia tabaci, 4573 nucleotides. The record is from RefSeq and is a predicted model, not a curated record. NCBI's taxonomy places the organism in Eukaryota, Metazoa, Arthropoda, Insecta, Hemiptera, Aleyrodidae.